AUGGUACUACCAGGGAAUGACAGCACAGUGAAGGCUUUCAUCCUCUCUGGCCUGACCACUAACCACAGCGCUGAACUGGCCCUCUUCAUUCUUUUCACCGUGAUCUACACGCUGAUCCUGGUUGGCAACAUUCUCAUUGUUAUCACUAUCGUCUUUGACCAGCAUCUCCACACACCCAUGUACUUCUUCCUCAGCAACCUCUCCUUCAUUGAUGUCUGCCAUUCUACAGUGGUCAUGCCCAAGAUGCUAGCUGACUUCUUAGCCGAGACAAAGACCAUCUCUUUUGGAGAAUGCAUAGCCCAGAUGUUCUUCCUCCACCUCUUUGCCUGCACAGAGAUCUUCCUCCUCACCAUCAUGGCCUAUGACCGCUAUGCUGCCAUUUGCCAUCCUCUCCAUUACACUGCCCUCAUGAGCCACCGGAUCUGCCUCCGGUUAGCCGUGGCCAUGUGGUUGGGUGGACUGGUGCACUCCAUUGCCCUGACAGCCUUGACACUCAGUGUGCCUUACUGUGGCCCCAACGCCAUUGACAACUUCUUCUGUGAUGUGCCCUUGGUUAUCAAACUGGCCUGUGCCAACACCUAUGUCCUCGAAAUCCUCAUCGUCUCAAAUUCAGGAGUAAUUUCGGUGGUCUGCUUUAUAGUUUUGGUGAUCUCCUACGUGGUCAUCCUCAUCUCCUUGAGAAACCGUUUCUCUGCAGGUCGGCAAAAGGCUCUGUCCACCUGUGCUGCUCACCUGACCGUGGUGAUUUUAUUCUUGGGGCACUGCAUCUUCAUCUAUCUCAGGCCAGCCAAGAGUCUGGCCGCAGACAAGGUGGUCUCCAUUUUCUUCACAGCCGUCACCCCACUGCUAAACCCAGUCAUCUACACUCUACGGAACAAGGAAAUGCUGAAUGCCCUGAACAAGCUGCGAGGCAGACAGGUCGAUUUUUCAGCCAAAGGACAUUAG
This is a messenger RNA of Hemicordylus capensis (graceful crag lizard), 945 nucleotides long. RefSeq names its product olfactory receptor 4E1-like. Gene Ontology annotation, molecular function: olfactory receptor activity; G protein-coupled receptor activity. The record is from RefSeq and is a predicted model, not a curated record. The transcript has a single exon. The coding region runs from base 1 to 945 and encodes 314 amino acids. Gene Ontology annotation, cellular component: membrane. NCBI's taxonomy places the organism in Eukaryota, Metazoa, Chordata, Lepidosauria, Squamata, Cordylidae. Gene Ontology annotation, biological process: G protein-coupled receptor signaling pathway.